GAUACGUUUUCUUCUUGCUUGUCUGAGGAGCCUGUCAUGGCUUAUCAGCUGUUGGAACCAAAGUUCAUAUGUUGUUAUCAAUGGCAAGUUGUGUCACAGACACAUGAUGGCCGGGAAAUGGGAUUGAAGCAAGAAAAAGAGCAAUUUCCGUAAAAGAAGGAAUGAAAGUGAGAGAAAGUCCGGAUGGUGAAGUCUAUGGAGCUAGAUUUCCCACCUAACCUGAGGUCCUCGCUCGCUUCUGAUCUGCCUUUGACUUCCGCUGGUGAGCUAAAAUUCCUGCAGUUGCUGCGGACAUUCAGCCGAAGAUGUCAGAAACCUCAAGCCUGUAAUACCUCCAGAUAAAGAGAGGUAAAAGACACUGGGAGAGUGGAGUAGGGAGAUGAGGUUAAAUGCUGGUGAUUGUGGUGGUAGCCAUAAAAGUGUUUUGUUAUCUGUCGGUUAGCCGGCAGACUGGAAAACCUCCUCAGUCUGGCCUGCUCCCCCCCCCCCCAAAAGAAUAACUGCUCAGAAAAAAUACAGGGUGGCUCAUAGGAAUAGGCUGACGUUAGCCCUAUGGCAAAGUUCAAUGCCACGAUCUGAAAAUCUCCCCCUGUUAAUUUCUGCACAUCAAGCAUUUGUUGAAGGCCAGGGUUGGGGCAUGAGCUAUGCUUACUCAGUGGUGGGGAAAGCAUAUUCAGAAGCAUUGAAAAGAGAUUAAACUGAGAUAUGGUUAUGACAGCCUGAAAUGGUGUCCUCAGACAGUGUUUCUACAUUUACUUUUGGAAGAUCAUCUUCUGUGCUUCUAAAAGAAGAAGGCUAAACAGAAAUUCAACAGGUACAGCUUCUUCAUCACUGCAUUUCCAUUCUAGGAAAUUCGCAUCCGCUGAAUUUCUGCCUGUCAUGCAACUAUUAAAGGCACAAGAAAUCAGACAGAACAAAAUAUAGCAAUGCUUCCCUAUUCCUUCCUUGGCAAUUUAGACAGUCAGUUAUUUGCUGAGUUAUUUUUAUUCUGCUUUUAAAAGCAAACCCCUUGCAAGACAGCUACAAUAUAAGAGUUAAGAUUAAGAACAUCACAACAAAAUAAAUAUAAUUAAGAAUCCACAAAACAGCGUCAUGUUAAAGCAGAAAGAACCAGUGCCAGCAUUUUUUUAAAUGGCAGGAAAAAAAGGUUUUAGACUUUGUAUUUAUUUAUUAAAACUACUUUAUUAGAGAAAGAACUUUUGUAGAAUGGGACUUAGUUGUGGGUAGGCAUUGCUGAAGGAUCUUGGCCAUGUGAAUAAUAAUGCUAUAAUAAUUUAUAAUACUAUAUCAAAUUCCACUUGUAUAUAAAUGAGCUGGGUGGUUUUUAGUAUGAAGAAAUACUUGCUAAGGAGAGGUGUGUUGCUAUGAUGCCUUUGAAAAGCCAUUGGAGGGGGUGGUAUGUGUAACUUUCAUUUCUUGAUCUAAAUGGAAUUUUACCAAUUUCCUCAAAAACUGGAAAUGAAAGUGGCCAGGUUGUUUUUGGCUUCAGUUUGGUACCCUAUCUAGCAAAGUCUCUGGGCACCUUCCAUAGAAACACAAGGUAAAACUGAAAAGGGUCCCUUCCAAAUUUGCUGUGACACUUUGGGCAGAUCUAUCUACAGGACAGGGGACGCGGGUGGCGCUGUGGGUAAAAUCUCAGUGCCUAGGACUUGCCGAUCGCAUGGUCGGCGGUUCGAAUCCCCGCAGCGGGGUGAGCUCCCGUCUUUCGGUCCUAGCUCCUGCCCACCUAGCAGUUCGAAAGCACCCCUAAGUGCAAGUAGAUAAAUAGGUACCGCUUUAUAGCGGGAAGGUAACGGCAUUUCCGUGCGCUGCGCUGGUGCUGGCUCACCAGAACAGCUUCGUCACGCUAGCCACGUGACCCAGAUGUGUCUGCGGACAGCGCUGGCUCCCGGACUCUUAAGCGAGAUGAGCACGCAACCCCAGAGUCAGACAUGACUGGCCCAUACGGGCAGGGGUACCUUUACCUUUACCCUAUCUACAGGACAAUCUCAAAAUGGUUUCAAAGCCCAUGUUCCUCCACUGAAAUUGGCUGCCUUCUGUAGCUGCUUUUCAUUUUUGAAAAAAUGUUGGGAGACUGUUCACAUGUCCCAAAUAUUGUUGUUGUUGUUGUUUAGUCGUUUAGUUGUGUCCAACUCUCCGUGACCCCGUGGACCAGAGCACGCCAGGCACUCCUGUCUUCCACUGCCUCCCACAGUUUGGUCAAACUCAUGCUGGUAGCUUUGAAAACACUGCCCCCCCAUCUCGUCCUCUGUCGUCCCCUUCUCCUUGUGCCCUCAAUCUUUCCAACAUCAGGGUCUUUUCCAAGGAGUCUUCUCUUCUCAUGAGGUGGCCAAAGUAUUGGAGCCUCAGCUUCAGGAUCUGUCCGUCCAGUGAGCACUAAGGGCUGAUUUCCUUCGGAAUGGAUAGGUUUGAUCUUCUUGCAGUCCAUGGGACUCUCAAGAGUCUCCUCCAGCACCAUAAUUCAAAAGCAUCCAUUCUUCGGCAAUCAGCCUUCUUUAUGGUCCAGCUCUCACUUCCAUAAAUCACUACCGGGAAAACCAUGGCUUUAACUAUACAGGCCUUUGUUGGCAAGGUGAUAUCUUUGCUUUUUAAGAUGCUGUCUAGGUUUGUCAUUGCUUUUCUCCCAAGAAGCAGGCGUCUUUUAAUUUCGUGGCUGCUGUCACCAUCUGCAGUGAUCAUGGAGCCCAAGAAAGUAAAAUCUCUCACUGCCUCCAUUUCUUCCCCUUCUAUUUGCCAGGAGGUGCUCCCAAAUAUAGCACCUGAUUUUGCCCUAAGAAAAAGGCUAAGAACAGGGAUGGGAUCUCCAGAUUGCGAUGGACUCCAGUUCUCAUCCAGUCUGGUCACUGGUCAGAUAGCAUGGGAGUCGUAGACCAAUGACACCUUGCGACACUAUUCUAACCACUGUCAUAGGAAACUGCCUUAUACUGACGUUUGGUCCAUCUAUCUCAGUAUUGUUGAUAUGGACAUGCAAUGGUUCUUCAGGGUCAGGCAAGGGUCCUACCUGGAGGUGCCAGGGAUUAAAGGACCUUCUGUAUGCAGAACAGAUGCUCUUCCACUGAGCCCUUCCUGUAAAGGUGCAAGUCCUAGUUGCCUGGCCAUUGGCACUUUGACUGACAGCCUAAUUUAAUUUCAAACUGGAUGUAUCCACCAGGACUACCGUGGGUCUGGAACCCUAAGCACCCCUAAUUCCAGCUCCCAGCAUUCCCUCAUAAGAGGGGAUAGUUAUUAUAAUUAGUGUUGAGGCUAUGCUCACCGGAAAACAAAAGCAACAUAACCAGGCUGAUUUGGGGGUAUUCUCUCUCGCCUUCCCUAAGAGCUCGUCCACAUUUACCUUUUGCCUUCUGCUUUCUACUUACAGGUCCUCCCUUUUCCAAGCAUAAUAUUAUUAUAAUUAUCAUCAUCAUCAUUAUUAUUUUGUGUCGCUACUUUCCCCAGGAAAACCUGCUCUUUAAUGCUGAAUGGCAAUUUGUGUUUUCUGUGGGUUGCCAAGAGCUUUAAAGAGCGGGUUUUUGUGGGGAGAGUGGCAGUGCAAAAAAAAUUAAUUUAAUUUUUUAAAAUGCAAAUCCCUAAACUACAUAUACACACACACACACUUGGACACAGACCAGAAAAAUAUGGAUCUGUGCCUAGAAAUUGCAGCGGAAAAUUGGUGUGGACGAGCCCUAAGAUCUACUGCUGCUUCUGUUAUGCUUUGAAAGAUUCUCUCUGUUUUCCCACACAUAAAUUAAUGUCUGAAGUGUGGCGGUGGGCAGAAAACCACAGAAACUACUUUCCUAACUGGAUAGGGGAGUAGUAGUUUUUCUAGUCACAGAAGUAGCCGCUGCCAUUUUUGAUGUGCCCCCGUUACAGCUGUGAGCAAUUAAUUACAGGGAUUUACUUGUAAAGUUUAAGAAAGAUGUCAGCUAAUUUUAUUUGGGGACCAAAGGGUAAAAGCAUAAGUAGAACAGGAAGAAUGACAAGCACUUAGAGCAGACCGACUGCUCUCUGCCACCUUCCUAUGUUGUUGUUGACAUCCGUCUGUCUCAGGAGACAAUUGAGGAGUGCAUCUUUGUAGGGUGAAGUCAAACCAUUGGAGAGUUACAGCGCCUGCUGUACCUGUAGAGACCGAUACAGGAGAGACAUGUUUUGUUGCAACUGGGGCAGAGGAAGGUAUCCAGUUGGGCUGUUGCAGAUGUACCAUGGCAUUUCUUCUCUCUGCGCUCCUCCCAGCCAUCAUUCCUCCUCUGGUCACUGCUGUGGAUACGCAAUCUGACUGUCUUCAGGCUUUGCAGUCAUCUGCAAGGGAUUCCUACUGGGUGGGGUUAAUGUUCCCAGUCUUCAUGUCACAUUUGCAGACAUUUUUAUAAUACAGAGUUGGUCUGCCAACAGGCCUGGUGCCUGAAGCCAGCUUCCUGAAGAGCAUGGGUUGGCAAACUAAGGUCCGCUGGCCGGAUCAGGCCCAAUUGCCUUCUGGAUCUGGCCCAUGAGCGGUCCGGGAAUCACCGCGUGGAUCGCCAGCACACGCAUUCUUUCCCUCUCCCUCCCACACACGGCAGCGGCGCCUCCUCCCUCCCUCCUCCUGGCUUCUCCCUGCCCUGCCUAGAGGAGGAAGGGGGCUGGGCUUUGUUGGUGCCAGCAGCAACAGCAGCGCUUGAAUGGCUGCCAUUUUAAGCAGCCUCUCUCCAGAUCAUAUUCUCUAGGAAGGCCCAACAGACAGGAAGUUUAUAGAGCCAUUCCACACUCCACAGUAGUCAGUUAACAUUUGCACAGAAUCUUUCAUGCAGCACAAUCCUAUACAUAUCUACUCAGAGAAAUUGGUUUCACUGAGUUCAGUGCGGCAUGCUCCUAGGUAGAUGGGCAUAGGAUUGCAAUCUGCCCUCUCUACCACCUGUGCAUUUUCUCAGAUAAUCCAAAAGGGCUCUCCACUCUUCCACAAACAUUUAGUCUUUUUGGUCUCCUAUUUUAAAACUAUUGGACUAUAUGGAGGUGGUGAAAUUGACGGCAAAAAUAGUAACUUUAAGCAUAUUGGAUUACCUCCAUUUAGGUUCUGGAUGUUCUUUACUGCUUCAUCCUCUGCCACCCUGCGCACUCUUUGCAUUUCUCAAAAAUUUUGGUGACACGCCUAGAAUGCAGUUCCUUGCAGUGACAAACAGUGGAGAAAAUGAGGCGAAUCCUGUUCCAUUAAUAGUUGCAAGUAAGAGGGGAUUCCUCCAGCUGCAGUUUGUCAGGGCAGACAUCAAAUGCCAACAGUGUCCUUCAGCUCUCUAUAUUGGACAAACAGGCCAAACCUUACGCCAAAGAAUAAAUGGACAUAAAUCUGACAUCAAGAAUCACAAAACAGAGAAACCAGUAGGAGAACACUUCAAUCUCCCAGGACAUUCUAUACAAGAUCUCAAAGUAGCUGUUUUACUACAAAGGAAUUUCAGAAAUAGACUGGAAAGAGAAGCUGCUGAAUUGCAACUCAUUACCAAACUUAAAACCAUGGAGAGACCUGGUUUGAACAAAGACAUUGGAUUCUUAUCCCAUUAUACAUGACUAAGCCAUUUCUCACCUUCUCACCCCUUGCCUUUUCCUGUAAGACCUAUUACAGUCGUUAAGAGUCGUCAGCAGGCUCAUCUCAGCUAUCUGCCAAUCUCCCAUUCCCACCACCCUUCUGAGUAAUACCCCUCCCCACCUUCUCACUAUAUAGAAGGAUCUGGCAACUUCUGUUUCAGUGUAUCUGAAGAAGUGUGCUUGCACACGAAAGCUCAUACCAAGAACUAACUUAGUUGGUCUUAAAGGUGCUACUGGAAGGAUUUUUUUUAUUUUGAGAAAAACCUGUGCCUUCCCAAAUUCUGUGCUACGAUUAAAAGUACAGUAGCCCUGGCCUCUCUUCCACCUGACCACCCUAGAACAGGGGCAUGAAAAUGUGCAAACAGAGCUGUGAGAUCACACGGAGGCUUCUUUUCCCCACGACCAUCAGCAAAAAUAAAGGAUGCAGAGGUGUUGGCUGACAAAAUUUGGUUCAGAAGUUCAGCCCUGUAGAGGCUUGCUGGGACGCUGAACCUCUGCAGGAGUCGGGGUACCAAUUAAAAUAGGCCGUCCCAGGAAGCUAAAGGAUCCAGAUGGUUUCUGGAUGACUCCUGGGAAUUUUCGUCUCACCUGGGAUACUGUCAAAGCCAUGGUGGACCUCUGGAAUGGGGAAAUGACUCAGCCUCACCGAAUGGGUGUGCUUGUUUCAUCAGUAGCCAGGAGCGCUUUUGCACAGCUGAAGGUAGUGCAUCAGCUGCACUCCUUUCUGAAAGUGACGCAUGCUUUAGUUACAUCUUAUUUGUAAUAUGGAGAAAGUCUCCGGGAGUUAAACCCUGAGGAAAUAUCAGUACAUGCUGCCUUGCAGGACAUCUUCUGGAGAAGAAAAGGCUAAGACGUAAUUGCUUUGCUUUCCUUUGGACCCCAUCAGCUGAGAAGAGGGUCUUGUUGUCUGGGCAGCCCAGGACUUUGAGACACACUGCCCAGGCUUGCCCCCGGGGAGGUCACUAAGCGGGUUACCUUCACCCCUGGAGGUGCACUCCAUUUCCUCUUGAGAUAGAUGGAUGUCAAGUCCAGGGCUGGAUUUAGGUUUGAUGAGGCCCUAAGCUACUGAAGGUAAUGGGGCCCUUUAUAUGUCCAGCUGUCCUUUGUCAACAACAAAUUGUUGCUGUUUUUUUCUGUUGAAUAUAUGCUAUAUGGUAAUUUAUGUACCUAAUAGGUCCAUACAUGACACAAAACAAAAUACUGUUGCUGUAUGUAGUCUUUAUUUUAUUUGUUUUUUAUCUUAUAUUUUGGAAAUGUACAUCCAGUUGUUUUUUCCUUUAAAUUUUUUGGGGGCCCCCAAGAGAGUGGGGCCCUAAGCUAUAGCUUGUUUAGCUUAUACGUAAAUCUACUGCAAUGCGCUCUGACUACUGCAAUGCGCUCUAUGUGGUGCUACCUUUGAAGGUGACCUGGAAACUACAACUAAUCCAGAAUGCGGCACCUAGACUGGUGACUGGGGGCGGCUGCUGAGACCACAUAACACCGGUCUUGAAAGACCUACACUGGCUCCCAGUACGUUUCCGAGCACAUUUCAAAGUGUUGGUGCUAACCUUUAAAGCCCAAACGGCCUCGGUCCAGUAUACCUGAAGGAGCGUCUCCACCUCCAUCGUUCUGCCCGGACACUGAGGUCCAGCACCGAGGGCCUUCUGGCGGUUCCCUUGCUGCGAGAAGCCAAGUUACAGGGAACCAGGCAGAGGGCCUUCUCGGUAGUGGCGCCCGCCCUGUGGAACGCCCUCCCACCAGAUGUCAAAGAGAAAAAUAACUACCAAACUUUUAGAAGACAUCUAAAGGCAGCCCUGUUUAGGGAAGCUUUUAAUGCUUAAUAGGUUAUUGUAUUUUGGUGUUUUGUCGGAAGCCGCCCAGAGUGGCUGGGGAAACCCAGCUAGAUGGGUGGGGUAUAAAUAAUAAAUUAUUAUAUUAUUAUUAUUAUAAAUCCAGCACUGGUGCCAACCACAAUAGCAACAACAGCUCCGCAGGCCUAGCUUUGAAUAGUGUUUGGAAACUUCAGCUAGCAGCCAAUUGACCAGGGCUGAUUAUAAAGGGGAUGUGACUCCCUUGUUACCUCUUUCUUACCACAGCUUCACUGGCUACCAGUCUGUUAUUGGACACAAUUCAGAGUUCUGGCUCUGACCUGCAAAGCCUUACACAGCUUGGGAGCAAGUGAUCAGACGGACCGCAUUCUCCCAUAUGAGCCUACUUAGGGUUGUUGUUUUUAAAAAUGUUUUAUUGAUUUCUGUACAUAACAGAACAAAACAAAUACAAUCAUACCUCGGGUUACAGAUGCUUCAGGUUGCGUUUUUUCGGGUUACGGACCCAACGAAACCCGGAAGUACUAGAACGGGUUACUUCUGGGUUUCGGUGGUCACGCAUGCGCAGAAGCACUAAAUCGCUUUGCGCAUGCGCAGAAGCGCCGAAUCGCAACCUGCGUGUGUGCAGAUGCGCCGCUGCGGGUUGCGAACGCUGUGGGUUGCGAACGUGUAUCCCACACAGAUCACAAUUGCAACCCGAGCGUUCACUGUACAAGAAAGAAAUCGUAGCCCCCAACCCCAGCCAAGGCAAAGUCCAUCUUUCAAUUGUCCAUGUUUUCCAUAUCUGUUCUGGAAAAUAUCUGUUAUCUCAAGGUGUCUCUCCAUUGGCAUUCAUGUGUGGAGGGUGGUUGUGUUCUUUUGUGGUUGCAUAUGCAGUAAAACUGUAUGAAACCACUUCUGAGUGGGCAGUCUAAGUAUUUAUACGUGCAGUCAGUUGUUCCAUGAAUGCUAAAAGCUAAAGCUGUUGGUACCACACCUGGUUUCUAAUUUACUGGAGGCAGGGGCUUUCCAGAACUUUGCAGUUGUCAAUCCUGCAGCACUAACUAUGAAUAAGAGCAAUUUCCUAUGAAGUAAUCCAAGUUCUUCUCUAAAGAGAGCCAGUGUGGUGUAGUGGUUAGGAGCGGUAGACUCGUAAUCUGGGGAACUGGGUUCGCGUCUCCGCUCCUCCACACGCAGCUGCUGGGUGACCUUGGGCCAGUCACACUUCUUUGAAGUCUCUCAGCCCCACUCACCUCACAGAGUGUUUGUUGUGGGGGAGGAAGGGAAAGGAGAAUGUUAGCCGCUUUGAGACUCCUUAAAGGGAGUGAAAGGUGGGAUAUCAAAUCCAAACUCUUCUUCUUCUUCUAUAUAGGGAAAGAAGAGCCAUUUGAGGUUUCAUAGGAAUUUGUUGGGCUGUCAUCAUGCUAGCUCUUCAAAGACUUUCUUCCAGAAUGAUCGGAAGAAUUGAGGAGCUUGAUUCCACAUGUGGACAUACUUUCCCGUCUCCCCACAUCCCCUCCAGCACACGACAGAGUUAGAUGAAGCUAUUUGACUUAGGCUGUGGCGUGGCAUCUGCGUAGGAUUUUCAACUAUUUUUCUCCGAUACUCACAGAAAUCAGUUUGAAUGUUGUUGGGUUGUGGGGGGGUUUUUUGCACCAAAUUGCAACCCAUUAAGCAGUACUGAUUUUUCGCCUAGAUCUUUUCCCCAUAAUUGAUUUAGGGUAUGACACAGAUUCCCAUGUUUCUAGUUUUUAAUUAAUGUUUUGUGAUUAACAGAGAUUUGUUUGAACACAACAUGCGAGGAGUGUUUCAAAGGGCUCCUGUGUUUUGGAGACAAUGCAUUUGUACCCUGUGAUUGUAACUUCCUCACUGCCUCAAGGAAGGGCCUGCCAAAUCAACACCUGGUGGAGAAUAAUGAUAAAAAGGAAAAGGAAAAGGAAAUCUACAAAUCUAAGUGCACGGUCAAGUAGGGGAAGUCUAUCCAGUAAGAUAAGAGGUCAAAAACCAUAAUAAUGCUUGAUCUCAGGCUAGGGCAGCUUCCCCAAGCUUGGAUUUCCACAAUGAAGUGUGCCGUUUCUUUUUUAAAAGCCUAGUAUUUUCAUUGUUAUGUAUUCAGUGGUCUGUGUUUGCCUGAGCUUGAGUCCGGACUAAGGAUUCUGAGCUCCUGUGUUCUGAUUCGAUACAUGAUGUCCAAUCACAGAACAUUUCAGGAUUUGGGCCUCUGCCAUUGGCCCUUGAACUCUGAGUCAUGAUGUUUAGACAGCCAAUCACGUUGGGAGUGGGAGUGGCCCAGGCUCUCAGGAAUGUAUAUAAGCAGUUGCUUUGCCCCUGUUUCCCAGUUAUGUAGUUCAGUCAAGGUUCUGUGUCUUGCCUCGUGGGAACUCACCUACACUUCAUUAAUGGUUUACUUGCUAUUUUCUCCCACUUCAACAAAAGCUUAAUUCAGACACCCAGACACAGCCAAUGAAUCUUACCUCUUUCUGUCAAGAGAGAGCAGAAUCGGAAGUCAUAGUUUGAAGUGAAACUGCAGGCUGUGGUUUGUGCAUGCAGUGUUGCCAUGCUCUCUGAAUUGAGCCAAGAUUUAUGAAAAAAAAGUCAAAGGAAUUCAUUAUCUGAUAGUUCAACCCCACCCAAAGACUCUUGAGGAUGUUAUGUGGUAUUCUCGGUGAUGGCAACACCCUAUUAUCAGAACCUGGAGAAGCAGAAAGAGGACCCACCCCUGCCAUGAGUUUUUCCUGAUGGGUAAAGAGAGGUAGGGACAGGGUUAAGUUCUCCCUGCUCUGUGUAGUUAGCUAUUAAAUUAGCUGAUAAAUAGCAGAGAGGAAAAUCUGGAGAAACCUUGUGCACUUUCUAAAUAUUUUCAUGACAACAUGCUGUAUCUAUCUACCUGUUGCCUUUUCCUUUCUCCUUACGUGCAUUUCUCUCCCACCCCAUGACUGAAUUCCUCACUUUUCUUGAUGUGAGUAUGCUACAGUUAAUAACUAUAUUUUUCGUUCUCUUCCAGACUCAUCAUUCUGUAUGAUCAUGAAUGGUGCCGACCUUCCCAUCUCUGACAGUUCCUGGGGCCUGGAGGCUUAAGUAGGAAUGCUGGGAAGAGAACCAUCUAGCAGCAGCAACUGCUAGAAAUGAAAUAAAGAAAUGAUCACCAACUUGAGAAUUGCGCACCCUUUCUGGUGCCCUUUCCUUUGAAGGAGAUUGUCUCCAAGCACCCUGAACGGCAGGGCUGAGGCCCUCAGAUGCUUCACAGGCAUGUCAUCGGCCAAUGUCACCCCGAUCGUGAUUUGCAAGGACCACAGUGCCAACCACCGGCUGCACCUGAUCGGCUACAGCCUGAUCUUCACCGCAGGUUUGCUGCUCAAUGUGGCCGCUAUCUGGAUCUUCUUGAACUACCUGAAACUCAAGUCGGUGGUGAGCAUCUACAUGCUUAACUUGGCCGCGAGCGACCUCCUGUUCACCAUUUCUUUGCCCUUCCGUAUCUACUACUAUUCCAUGGAGCAGUGGCCCUUUAGAGAAUUCCUCUGCCAGGUCUCGGGCUCUGUCUUCCAAAUCAACAUGUACGGUAGCUGCCUCUUCCUGAUGUGCAUCAACUUGGACCGCUAUGUGGCAAUUGUCCACCCGCUUCGCUGGCGCCACCUCCGGCGCCCCAGACUGGCUCGGAUUGUCUGCCUUGUGGUCUGGGUGCUUAUCCUGGUAGGCUCUAUUCCUGUGGCUUAUGUCCACAAAUCCACUUCCUGUGUCAAAGACAGGAUGACCAUCACUCUUUGCUUCGAGAACUUCAGCGAGGGCCUGUGGCAGAAAGAGCUCCUGCCCUUGAUCAUCCUGGCGGAGAUCCUUGGCUUUCUUCUGCCCCUGACCUCCGUUUCCUACUGCUCGGUCCGAAUUUUCCAGAAACUGUGCCAGGCUGGUGGGAUGCAGAGCCUGCGCCAAAGGAAGACGCUUCGCAUGCUAGUGGUCAACCUGGUCAUCUUCAUUAUCUGCUUUGUGCCCUACAAUGUCGUUCUGGCAGCCUAUGGGCUGAUAAAAGCCCAGCUGAUCAAGACCGACGUGCAAAUGAAGGAUUCGGUACGGCAGGCCCUGGUCAUCACGGUGAUAUUGGCCAGCAUGAACUGCACUCUGGACCCCCUGAUCUAUUACUUCAACACAGAGGGCUUCCGAAACACUUUAAAUAAACUGAGGAGGGCGCAAGCUUGGGACUCUGAAAUGGGGACACUUGAGCAUCGGGUAGCGGAAAGUAAGUCCUACCAGGCAACAAGCGCCAAGCGAGGAUUCCCAGUCCAAACCUUACUCCUCCCAUACGAGGGCUUGCCAUUUGUUCCCCCUAAGAUAUUUUUGAACAGCCCCAUUGAAGAUUCGGAAAUAUAAGCACAGGGGGGUGGCUCUCCGACUGGUGAUUACUGCAAGAAGUGCUUGCUAUGAAUUUCUGAAUGAUGAACAGAGGGGCGGGAAAUGCGAUGAAACAAAACUGUAAAGGGGGUAAAGCCUCUUAGAACAUGGAUGUUUGGAGACAGUUUUGGACCUGUAGGGAGCAUGUUUACAUGACCAUGGUAAUCUGUUUCUACACCCUAGGCAUUGUCUUCUUCUUUAGCGAUCACUCGUAGCUGAGUAAGAUUGUCUUCCAUAAACAUGGUUUUAACCGUGGGUCCGUAACUGACUGGGGAGGCCAAUUCUGGAUCCACAUGACCAGUCAGGAGUUGAUCAUUGUGCCUUCCUCUUGGUACAUUUCUCCCUUUUAUCCUGAGUUCGAGCAUCUUCAAAGCUCAUGACACCUUUGAUAAAGGCUGUUCUCCAACUGGAGUGCUCGCAGGCCAGUGUUUCCCAGUUGUUGGUGUUUAUACGACAUUUUUUAGAUUUGCCUUGAGGCAGUCUUUAAACCUCUUUUGUUGACCACCAUCAUUACGCUUUCCAUUUUUAACUUCGGAAUAGAGUAGUUGCUUUGGAAGACGAUAAUCAGGUAUCCGUACAACACGACCAGUCCAAAGAAGUUGAUGUUGAAGAAUCUUCGCUUCAACACGGUGAUCUUUGCUUCUUCCAGUACACUGGCAUUAGUUCACUUGUCUUCCCAAGUGAUGUGUAAAAAUUUUCGGAGACACUGUUGCUUGAAUAUUUCAAGGAGUUGGAGAUGGCAUUUAUAAGUAGUCCCCAAGCAUACAGUAAGGUUGGUAGUAUAAUAGCUUUGUAAACAAGCAUUUUGGUUUCCCUGCGAAAGUCCCAGUCCUCAAACACUCUGCACUUCAAUUGGGAGAAAGCUGCACUCGCAGAGCUCAGGCGAUGCUGACCUAGGCAUUGUACAUCAUGUACAACCCAAGAAACAGGCCCUGUGGUGAACUAAGGCUGUAAACACACAGCAACUUAAAGUGGAUUGGAUGCAUCUCACAUGUAACUUGUGUUGUUCUCACCCACAUGGCAUCCCACACUAUCCCCCAUUCUCACUUGGAUUUUCCCAAUCCAUAAUGCGGUAAGGAAAUAAAAUUGCAUGUUACCCAGCUGCCGACUACUGAA
This is a messenger RNA of Podarcis lilfordi (Lilford's wall lizard), 12815 nucleotides long. The record is from the annotation of a GenBank genome assembly. Lineage: Eukaryota; Metazoa; Chordata; Lepidosauria; Squamata; Lacertidae.